AUGGCGGAGGAAGACAACUUGAACGGGUUAGAGCAAAUCACCGGUUCUCCUUGCGAUGAUAUCGACCUAGCUGAACUGUUUGAAAGCGAUAUUGGUAUAACAGAUGAACAAAAUCAUGUAGAUGACAAGGGAUCUGGUUCAGAAUUCGACUCCGAGCGAGAAGAGCACGUCGAAUUGUUGUCUUCAGAAAACGAACAUUCGGACGGGUUUCCCAGCCUGGAAGGCUAUUCCUACGGAGUUACUCCGCCAAGAGAUGUUAGACGGCAAAAGGAAAGGUCAAGAAAGGGAAAAGAAAAGGUUCAAAGCUUUUUAAAGAACUCUUUCGGUCGUGAAUGCGGACCUAAUUCAUCUGAAAAAGCGGAGCUGCACAGACGGAUAAAGCGCGGCUCGACCCAACUGACCACAGAGCGUGCUUUCCAGAGAAAGCUGAAGAGAGGCAGCGUUGACGUGCCUUUCAAUGUAAGCUUUGAUAGCGGGGUUCGUUUGCCAGAUUGUGCAAAAUCCUUAGAAAUUCCAAGCAUUAAGAUCGAAUCAACAAGUCGAUUCAUGUCUCUGGACUGCGUUUGCGAAGAAACAACAGACGGAAGUCCUGACGACAAGGGCACUGGAGGCAUUCCGAUGAAGCAGACGAUGUCCCGGAGCCAUCCCAGAGCUACACGCUCGGAAUCUGAUCCUCGCAGCUCAAAAUCCCGAAGUUACCUCAAUCCGCAUUGCCCAGAGACAAGAAUGGAAUUUUACAGAACAUUUUCUCUGCUGAUAAAGCUUGGCUCCCUAGCUCAUAAUCAACAGGAUAGUCAAAAACAGCAAGUAGUUGGCAAUACUGCGGAGAGGCAGAACUCAGAGGAAAACAAAAAAUGGCAGGUGGAAUUAUCACAGGCACUUUGGCUGGAGCUUCAAGCUUGGCAUGCUAACAGGACGAUGGACGAACAAGAUAUGCAUUUGGUGAGGGCACGUGCUGAAGUAGAAAAGGUGUUGGAUGAAGUCAUCAAUUUUAAGGUGAAAAAACCAGAUCACGCCACAGAGAUUCUGUCUGAUUUUGGUGAUACAACUGCUCAAGAUGGAGAUAGUGAAAAGUCUGACAAUAACUUAAAUGUGAAUGGAAGCAAUGACAGUGAAACAAAUGAAGCAUGUCAAUCAUGCUCUGUGAUGCAAUCACACAUCAGUUCCUCUACGUAUGACUCUGAAAAGGAUCCUGAAGGAAAUCAAACAGGUGGUAAAGAUUCCUCACUUGACAUUCAAGAAGAGGAAAAUGCUACAACCCAAGAAAAUGAGCAAUUGACUUCAUCCAAGGCCAAUGACAGUGAUGAAAGUUUUGUUUCAAAUAAUUCUACUGAUAUGAAAGCAGUGAGGAGAAAGUUGUGGUUGAACUUGAAUAAAGAAAGUCCAAUUCUUUUAUCUAAAGAACCAAGCAUACACCAGUGCAACCAGACAUUGAAGGACAGAUCGUGUUGUAAACUAAAAACCGCUAUAGAGCAAGUCACAGAACUUUUUGACAAGGUUGAAAGAGUGGAACAUCUCUAUCCAACUUGUAAGUCUCUUGGCGAACAAAAUCCAAAGUACAGGAGUGAAGAAUUUACCAGAAAUUUUGAAACUUUAUGUUUAUGGUUAAAUGUGACAAGUGAGUUAUAUCACAAGCUUCAUUUGGUGGCAAAGUUUGUCGGUGUGGAUUUAAAUGACACAGAAACAUGGAAGGACUGGCUAGAUAUUGGUCUAGGAAGGUUAGGUAAGUGCGCUACAAGUAUGACAGUCAUUAUUUACAAGUUAAUUGGUGUUACAUGUACUGUCGACUCCUGAUAAUUCAAACCUUCAAGGGAAAUAGAAAAAAGUUUGAGUUAUCGGGAGUUCGAGUUAUCGAGGGAAAAAUUAUAUUGAAUAUGAUCUGAAGGGAAAUGAAAAUUGCUUCGAGUUAGUGGGUGGUUCGAGUUAUAGAGGGUUCGAGUUACCAAGAGUCGACUGUGUAAACAAGCAUCUGUUCAAAUGUUCAGAUAUAAACUGGCAAUAGUCUUGUUUAAACAAGGGACAGUCAUGUUUUUCUCACAUGAAUUAUCCAAAAGUAAGCACAUUGAUUUUCUACUCUACACUGUAUCAAAACCAAAGGAAAACAGGGUUCACACAGUCCUGAAAGUCCUUGAAUUUUAAGGGGGGCCCUUGAAAAGUCCUUGAAUUGCAGUGCAAGUCCUUGAAUUUACUUCAACUUUGAGUGUAGGGGCCUUGAAAGUGUUUUUAUACUGUUUUUUGGUUAUCCAAGACAGAAUAUAAAUCGUAGCUUAGAGAAGGUAAAGGUGAAUUUACAUAAAGCGUUUUUUUGUUUUCGCAAGAAUUAACUCUCAAUUUAAGAGAAGUGGACUGAAAAGUGUAGGAAAGUUGUUGGAGCAAACAGUUCAAGCAUUCAAGUCCUGUUAGAAUGGACUGGGAAUGUAAAUGCAUUUUUGUUACAAUCUGUGAAAUUACAUUCCUGGUAGGAAGUCCUUGAAAAUCUUAUGUGGUCCUGAAAAGUCCUCAAAAACUGGUUGCUGUUUUGUGUAUGAUCCCUGGUAAAGAAAACCUGAUGCACUUGCUCCCUUCUAAGUUAUAAGUAUCAACAAUAGAUGAGGUUGGUACCUAGUUGCCAUUAAGGAUGGCAGAACCAUGAACAUACAAGCCAAGUGCUUAAGUACAUGUUCAAGUAUCCAUGACAACCCAAUAAGUGGCAACCACCACUAACACUGUCACAUAGAUUUAAUAUACUGUAGUUAUCUGAGAGGGAAUGGGUAGAGUUGGAAAACAGCAACAAGGCUGUGGAACCACAAACAUGCAGGAUUGAACACUGAAGUUUAAUAGCGUAAGUCCCAGCUAUAGGCCUUGUAAAUUUUGUAAAUUUGCUUCUUUAAUACACCUACACCUGUACCAGGAAUGCCUUGCAGUGCAGGUGAGAUGUCCUAACCACAGCGCUAAAACUGUGGAACUCAAUACCUGAUUCAUAUAGAACUAUACGAUCUUUCAAGGCAUUUAGAAAUAUUAUUAGAAAACUGGACUUGUCAGGUUUACUAUAAUAUUAACCUACAACUAAUACUAGUCUAUAUUUGCAUUGUAAAUAGUUUUAGCUUUAUUUUAGUAUAAUUUAAAUUCAUUUGAUCUCUUUAAUUAGCUAUUUCAUAUACAUUCAUACAGUUUCAGUCAUAAUUAUCUAUUCAUUUUAAUUUUCUAUUUUUCAAUGUGUGUACCUGCAAAGUAGCUAGCAAGUUUUCUCACAAAUAGCCAGUAAGCAUAUUUUACAUAAAUAAACUUGACUUGAGUUUAACUUCACAUAAAAUGGUAAAAUAUUUUCUUCAUGUAGCACUUACACUGUGACAUAACAAGGUUUACAUCUUUCUCUUUUUUUCUGAGAACUUGUCAUUGACUUUUCUUCUUUCAUCAUUUUACAACAAUACAGGCAUAGCCUUAGCAAACUAUAGGUUUCUCUAUUUCUCAGUGGGUAGAGUAUUCAACUGACCAGUACCAUGGGAGAUCACAGGUUCUGCUCCUCUAGUGGACUCAGAUUUUGUUCUUUGUUUUAAACUUUUGUGACAGUUUACCCAGGGUGCAAAGAAAAUCAUUUUUACAGCUUGCAAUUCGGGCAAGCUGAAGCUAACAUUUACUAGCCCAGAUGUCAUUUCAACUAGCCCCAAAAACUUUUUGACUAGGUCUUAACUAAAGUAUCAAGAAGACAAUGAGCUUAAGAAGUUUUUUGUAGUGAACGGGUAACCCGUUCAAUUUUUGUCUUAAGUGAUCGGGCUAUCGUUUUAGGUGAUCGGGGCCCGAUAGCCUGUGAUGAUUCUUUGCACGCUGGUUUGCCAAAAAAUAUUCUAAAAAACAUUCCUGGUUGACAUGAUUGUUCAAGAGAAUUCUUUCACUUUUUUCUUCCAGAAAAUUUGUGCCCUGUUUUAGAUCACAGCCAUUUUGAUGCCACUGCAACAUGGCCAGUUACUGAUGAUGAUGAUGAUGAAGAUUUUGAUGAUGAUGGUGAGGAGGAGGAGGGUCAAGAUAUUUAUGAAAAUGAUGGGUCAGCUAUCAGCAAACCCUCAUCGCCGCAAAGAACAUUAUCCCAUGAGUCACAAACAAGCACACCUGCAAGACCAUUGCGAACAAGCAGCAACAUGUCAAACUUCGUGUGGAGCUCAACAUCGCGGUACAGACCCUUUGCUGAUAAAAGCAUCAAGAAAAUGGGUUUGAUAAAACUUGGAAAGAGAUUAGGUGAUAUUUUGGACACUAGCAUGAUGAAAGCCAGGCAAGCAUUAGCUCCUGCAGUGACAUGUUGUGUUGGUGAUGAAUGCCAAUGUAAAAUUGUUGCACUUAAUCCCAGGAAAGUUUCUAUAAACUACCUGGAAGCAAUUUUGAAUGGACGCAGUGAGGACUUCGUACAUUUAUCUUGUAGCUGUCAUCCUCACAGUACAAUGUGUUGUGAGCCAGGAGAUCGAAUCUUGGGUAAUGAUCUUGAGCAAAGGGGCCUUCCUUCUUUCCGCUCAUUGUAUCUGUUCUUAUGCCGUGUUCUCCUGGAUAUAAUCCAUGAAUGUUUGCGUUUGAGGCUUCAACAUCGUCCUAAAGGAGAGCCAUCUUCUUUGAGUGUGAGACAGGUACAGAAUACUAAUUUUUAUGCAGCAGCUAGGUAUGUUAGUUAUCUUAGGCACUGAGCCCCAGUAAAGUACUCCCUGGGUAGUAAAAUAAUGUCAACGUGCCCUUUUUUCAAGUAGCCACACUAGAAUUCAGACACGGUGCUGGUGCUGGAAUACAAGGUCUAGCCCUCGUCCUUGGGCACUCAGGGCUGUCAAUAUGGGACAGUGGCCGACCAAAACCGAUGGCUAGUUAGCCAUCCUUAGCCGGCUACUUUCAUCUCCUUCUACCAUAACUGCCAACAAAAAAUAAGCACUAUUGAAUAAAAUUGUAAAGCAUCCAUUUCCCAGUUUUGAAUGACAUUGAACGCAUAUUUAAACAGGGUUAGAUCAGUGAAACGUUCGAACUGUGCGAUGUCGUGGAACGCCUGGGACAUUUCAACGGCAUUGUUCCCAGUCCUGCCUGUAUUCUGACAAAACAACAUGGUGCCUGCUGUGGAAAAUAGCUCUUGAAAAACCCCGGAAAUAGCCAUUUCUGAGAGUCUAAAAUUAAUGUUCAAAAUGUACCUAAAUACCUAGGCCCUCAAGAACUUGUGCCUUUGGUGCAAGUCCCAAAGCCACCCACUAUUCAUUAUCACCCUGCUACUUAAAAUCUUUUUGAUAACCAUGGGCACUACAGUGUAAGGUGAGUACCAGGUCCCUGUGCAAACCUGUUUUGUUACUGCCAGGGUAAUCCACUGCUUUGUACUCCCUGCUAAGUUCAUAUUUCAAAAUGGCAUUUGACAGGGCAAAAGGGAAAUCAAUUACUAUGUGUACAUGUAUAGUUCAUAGCAGGUACCCAAGAUGUGAAUACAAUAUUUACCAUUAUUUUUGUGCUGUCAGGCACCAAGUGUGAGUAGCCCCUUAUUUCCCAUUAUUUUAAACUCACUGUAUUAUCUUUAUAUUACCAUUAUUUAAUGACCAUACCCAACAAUGAACAAAACUGAAAUAAGAUUUACACUGCAGCGAUUUUGUUACGAAUAGUUAUGGUGAGUCCUGGGACUCAUCUUGUGAAAAAUCAUGAGUCCCUGUCCAUAGCCAAUGAGUCCCAGUUCAAAAAAAAAAUACAAAAAUUGAAAAUGCUUGGGCCUCUUUGUAACCAGACAGUUAACCUGAAGACAGACUCAAAAACUCUGUAUUACAGUAUACUGAAAUUAAAAUAUAGUCCUACUGUUUUAAAGCACAACAAAGACUCAAAGAAAUAUGCAUCGUUAAACAACAGCUACAAUAACUGACACAGAAAUUACUCAAAUGGGUCGGAUAUUUCUACAAAUACACGUGUUCAGGUCGAUCAAUAAAUUAUUGAUCUUUGCAUCCUACGGAAUGCAUGCCAUGAAUUAUUUUGAGCCUUUAAGAAUUUUUAUGUGUCAGGGACGAAGGACGCAGAGGUAACAGAAUCACUGAGUUGGAUAAAAUUGUACCAUAACAUUCUUUUGCAAUUUAUGCCUUCAUGGUUAAUGUUUACUUGACAUUUACUCUGCAGCUCCUUAGAGAAUGCAAAGAUGUAUUAUUGGGUGGAGUCUUAGUUAAAGACUACUACCUUUAUCUUGUUGAUGGAGUGGUGAACUUAGAAGACUCUAGCAGUGAAAACACCGAAAGUGAUAUUGAAGGAUUUGAGCAAGAUCUUCAGAGUCUCCUUCAGGUACAUGUCAUAUUGAUGCUGCUUUAUUAUCAUUCUACUCCUCUGAAAGCAGUGAAGUUCUCUAUUUUUUGUCCUCUUUAAAUGGGGUUUGCAACUUGGUCUUGAAAGGAAAUAAGCAGUUUGCUCAUUACUCUGUAUUUACAUGAUGUAAGGGGCAUAGCUUCCUGUACGCACAUGCAUACCUGAAAAAUUCAAGGUUAAAGGAAUAAAAUAUUAUUAUGAAGCGAGAACGCUCUUAAUAUCGGCAUUAAGUCUCACUUGCACAGAGAUUAGAUAAGAAAUGAGGAGGCAAUUAAUUCUAGAUGACACAGGAUUUACUGGCUAAAGGUUUUACACUCCCUACUUACAGGGGAGGGCAGGGAUGAAGUUUUAUCUAAAUUUGUCCAAAAUGGUGCUUAAUAGAUGUGAACUCAUAUGACAUGUAAAUAUUUGCUUUUUGUCGUUAGGUUUACUUUGACUACCUUCAUAAUGUGAUCCACUUGGUACAGAGGCUUCCUCAGGCCUCUAAAGGUCUCAAAAACUUUCUUGAAGAAGAAUGGAAUUUUGUGAAAAGGCACUGUCGGCACAUAAGGGGAGGAGAAGUUGAAGGAGGAACUAGAUUUUGGUGAGGGAAGCUACAUGUAGUCAGGGGUCGUUAUGACACUAAAUUCUUUUUUUUUCAACCUGUUGCCAGGUUUUUUUAUUAUUACUGUAGUUUUUUAUGCAACAAUUACAAAAAAAGAAGAAAAAAAGAAAAAAAACAUAUCAUANAUUGAUCUUUGCAUCCUACGGAAUGCAUGCCAUGAAUUAUUUUGAGCCUUUAAGAAUUUUUAUGUGUCAGGGACGAAGGACGCAGAGGUAACAGAAUCACUGAGUUGGAUAAAAUUGUACCAUAACAUUCUUUUGCAAUUUAUGCCUUCAUGGUUAAUGUUUACUUGACAUUUACUCUGCAGCUCCUUAGAGAAUGCAAAGAUGUAUUAUUGGGUGGAGUCUUAGUUAAAGACUACUACCUUUAUCUUGUUGAUGGAGUGGUGAACUUAGAAGACUCUAGCAGUGAAAACACCGAAAGUGAUAUUGAAGGAUUUGAGCAAGAUCUUCAGAGUCUCCUUCAGGUACAUGUCAUAUUGAUGCUGCUUUAUUAUCAUUCUACUCCUCUGAAAGCAGUGAAGUUCUCUAUUUUUUGUCCUCUUUAAAUGGGGUUUGCAACUUGGUCUUGAAAGGAAAUAAGCAGUUUGCUCAUUACUCUGUAUUUACAUGAUGUAAGGGGCAUAGCUUCCUGUACGCACAUGCAUACCUGAAAAAUUCAAGGUUAAAGGAAUAAAAUAUUAUUAUGAAGCGAGAACGCUCUUAAUAUCGGCAUUAAGUCUCACUUGCACGGAGAUUAGAUAAGAAAUGAGGAGGCAAUUAAUUCUAGAUGACACAGGAUUUACUGGCUAAAGGUUUUACACUCCCUACUUACAGGGGAGGGCAGGGAUGAAGUUUUAUCUAAAUUUGUCCAAAAUGGUGCUUAAUAGAUGUGAACUCAUAUGACAUGUAAAUAUUUGCUUUUUGUCUUUAGGUUUACUUUGACUACCUUCAUAAUGUGAUCCACUUGGUACAGAGGCUUCCUCAGGCCUCUAAAGGUCUCAAAAACUUUCUUGAAGAAGAAUGGAAUUUUGUGAAAAGGCACUGUCGGCACAUAAGGGGAGGAGAAGUUGAAGGAGGAACUAGAUUUUGGUGAGGGAAGCUACAUGUAGUCAGGGGUCGUUAUGACACUAAAUUCUUUUUUUUUCAACCUGUUGCCAGGUUUUUUUAUUAUUACUGUAGUUUUUUAUGCAACAAUUACAAAAAAAGAAGAAAAAAAGAAAAAAAACAUAUCAUAAUAAUAACAGAAAAGAAACCAAGCAUGACUCUAAAUUCUGGCUAACAAUAUAUUUAAUGAGUUAACAAAUGGUGGAUGGCUCAGUGUACCACUGAGUUAUAGUUGCAGAUGGGAGGUUGCUAAGCACGAAAGAAGCAUAAGAGUCACGCGAGGUGAUAGCAGAGUGUGACUCUAGCUUCUUAAGUACCUAGCAAUCCUCCCAAGUGCGACUACAUGUAUAACUCAAAGGUACAUGCUGAGCUGUGUACCAUUUGUUUUAUAACAUAAUCAAAAGAGAACAACUUUUAAUUUUACUCAGAGAUAACAGGGCCGAAUGAUGUGAGUGCUGUAAUCUGCUCGCACUAUGGCGUGUACAAAUAAUUCUUUGCAAGUUCUUUUCUUUUGAAAAAAAUCGUUUUGCUGAAUAACUGGUUCUCCAUCGCAAUUUUACAUUAUCGUUAACAGUCUUCGUAAACGUUCGUUCAGUAUUAACAGAAAAAUCUUAGUUUGCAAACUAUGAGGUAAAAAAAUAAAGUCGCUUAGAAAGUGGUACAUAUGGCUUUGAGCGCUCACUAGCUUUCGUCAACCAUGGGCAAAUAGUAGAUAGGUAAUUGACCAAUCAGGGCAUAUGCUUUACGUUUGUUGUUAUAAAGACUCAGUGGUAGAAACCUUAGCAAGUGACUGGAAAUAUUGUUGUCAACAGUCCCAUUACUGAACACCAUUUACAGACAAAACAUCAAAUUCACUGGAACUCUGCAACAUGCACUACAUGUACAUAUUCUGACAGACUACUGCCUGCUACUAAUAAAUGAAUUAUUGACUCAAGUGCCUACCUGACAAUAGUAGAAUGACUGGACAAACUGACAAUUUGAAAACCAGAGUUUUUUUACCAUCAAAUGAUGAGAUACAACUUACAUUGACUCUGACAAUGACUACCACAAAGGUUGUUGAAAUGUAAGUCACUGUAAACAUGUUCCUCUUACUCAAGUCAAGGGUUUAUUUAGGGUUUCAUUGUCCAGUAUUGUAUGGUGGAAGCUCCAUUUUUCAAUCACAUUCUUUAAAUGCUCUCAUUGAUUUCUUUAUCUCAAAACCUCACUGAAACGAUCCCUCACUGAUCAGUGCAACCACAUUUUUGGCACUCAUAAGGUUUAUGGCAUUAGCUGACUAUAUCUGUAAUUUACUAACAAUGUAGUAACACAGAAGACCAGCAAAAUGCAGAAACAAGCUGUUGAUUAGUGGAAUCAUUUAUAAGUAUUAAUAAAAAAUAUUAUAAUAAAUUUUACUAUUAUCACCUUAACUUAAAUCCCAAAUUAAGAUUGUAAUAAAUGUAUUGUGCUUUGUAUGCCAAUCAAUCAUUUCAGUGUGAUGGCAUCAGGAUUGUUGGAGUCUACUGGUGAUUUCUUGGAGUCAGAGUUGGAUCAGAGUUGUUCAGAUCUUCAUAACAACACAGAUCAAAGUGAUGAUCUCAGGUACAUAUUAUGAGACUACUCUUGCAAAACGUUAAAAUGUAAUGUAAUGGCUUUCCAUUCCAAACAGAGUUCUUUUACUAGCCUGUUUGAACAGAUGUGUGCUUUUGUCAACUUUAAGUAAUCCCAGUAGUAUUAUAAGGAAGGUUUGGUAAUCAAUAUUUCUCAGUAAUGUCAUGGCUUUAAUGAAAAAAUAUUUUGAGAGACUAGACUUGUAAAUUACUUACGUUUUCUGUAUGGAAUAAAGAAAGAUGAUGGAUUUUAAGCUCAGUGAGUGAAUUUGAGGGAUGUGACAAUUAGCAUGUAACAAGAAUGGGACAAAGAAAAAAACCGGGGGCACCCAAAGAGAAUAUAGUUCAAAAAACCACCUUAACAUAGCAUUGUUAAACGUAUUUUAGUAUUUAAUCGGUAGAUUCAGGCAUAUUUUUAUCCCCUAAAAGUUUUUCGUCUAUUCGGAUUUCCUAGCUGAAAGUCUGGUAAUCCGAAAAUUAUAGGGAUCAAAACUUACCUUUUCGGAAAUUUCAGCCAGAUAAAAGGCUCUCGAAAAUUCCAGGUGACCUUUUUAAAGUAAAAAUCAGUUAAAAAUGGGCAAUUAUACCAUUUUUUAGAUGUUCGAAAAUGCUAGGAGAGGCCAGCAAGCAAGAAAUUUUACCUCAAAUGUUCCGAACAUUCUAGAUCUCAAAUCGUCUUCCGAACAGAUAUUUUCCGAAAAUUGACGUUGGGUGCCCUUGAAAAAAAUUGAGUCUCUGACAAGAUUUGAAGGUAUUACCUCCCAAGCACUCAAGGGUUGUUCCAUCUAGAGAGCUGCCUGGAGAGCAAGGCCAUGUGAAACGUUCAAAUUUGACAUUUUUGACAUGUGACAUAUUUUUCUGUUCUAUUUCCUUCUGUUUGGUGGUAUUUGGUUGGUCAAGAAGGCAGACAUUCUAGCCAUCUGAUCCAGCUAAGUUUCAGUUUAUGUAUUAAAAUGUUUCUUUAUUCCACUAACAGUGAAUAUACAAGGGUUUUCCAGGUUAUAAUAUGUUGUGAUCCCAUCUUAUUUUUUUAUUUUACAGACGCAAGGUUCUAGAGGCAUGCAGAGGAUUUAAGCAUCUGUUCAACGAGGCAAGGGAGAGGGCAUCCAAAGCACUUGGCUUCACAAAGAAACUUAGAAGUGACCUUGAAAAUGCUGCAAAAUUCAGUAUUGAUGUACCAAUGAAUGAACUGCUGACAACACUGGAGGCUAGCGGCCAUGUACAGGUAGGCAUGAGUUGUAUGAUCAAAUCAGCCUAAAAGGACUUUUAUAGUGAAAGCCACUUGGAGUAAAUGGGGGAUGUCAAAUGAAGGGGUGUCUGAAAUGUUUUUCUGAUAAAGCACUAUGAGCAGAUUGUCCUUGCAAACUACCUCAUAUUCUUGUAGAUGAUGUAAACUGCAGAAAUACAAAUUUUAAAUGAGGAUAUGAUCAUCGCAGUGGUAAUAUUGCAAUUUAAGCAAUUGAAAAUAAAACCGAAAAACAUUUCAGGACUUCAACGGGAUUGGAACCCAUGGCCUCAGCGUUAGCACUGCGGUGCUGUACCAUUUAAAAUUUACCUCAUGUUCUUUUGUGCAAUAAAGAGAGAAUAAAAGACUCUCUUAGGGCAUUUUUCCUCGCAACCCUUCAAUUUAAUACUUAAAAUUUUUACUUUACAGCACAGUGAAAGAAGAUUCAACAUUGUUUUGUUUUAUUUUUCAGGUUUUAGCUCGCCAUCUCACUGGACUGUUCAUGUUUGUUCCAAAAACACUUAUCAAGAAAAAGUGGUAAGUGUGAACAUUAUUAUUUUAUGCAUAUGCAGACCAUUAAUUCGAGCAUCGAAAAAUGUAGGGGUCCUCAUGACAGGAUAUUCAUGGCUGGUCACCCAACAAGUUUCUAAAUGGGACAGGCAGGGCUUCACUUUUUGGCAAUGCUGAGUGUAAUGAGGGUUUCUAGUUAAACCAGACUUAAGUUAGCAGGGCCCACCCGAUGCUACCAGAGCCGCUGUGCUUUUGAAUGACAUCAACAAUAUUAUUGUUUCUGCAGUCAAAUCAUUCAUCUCCUGAAUGCUUGCUGUGUUCAAGAAGAGUUUGGUGACCAAGUUGUCUCGGAAGGACAGGGAUAUCUCCUGAUCAUGCCGUCCUGUGACGUGGAAAAUGGCAAGGAGACGCCCUUCACUUGGACAGGCAAAAAAGUGACAGUCAAUCCAACGAUGGACACUGCUAUUGGUCUUGCUGACAUACAGGUAAAAGCAAGCAAAGUGAUUUUCUCUCUACUAAUUGUGAUGAGAGCCAUUUAAACUCCUCCUGAUUAACUCAGUUUGAUAUGACUCUGUCAGUGUAAAAUGUAGUUUGUACUUGAUUGUCCUGCCUUCAAAAAAUCCACACAUUUUCCUCCUUCUUUAGAAAAAACAGCAUUUCACAGUCUAAUACACUGUACAUAGCAUGUUCACAAACAUAUUAGUUUGGUCAUUGCUCGCAGUGUCCCUGGGCCUCUCAUGGCUUCCAAAAAGACAGAAGCUUCAUCACUGACUUAUUGAUGCAAAAUAUAUAGUAUCACUUAAAAGUAUCAAAAUAUAGUACUGAACAGUAUCUCUUUCUCUCUUGCUUUGUUGGCACUAAAUUGUGCUAGAUUUAUUAAGCCCUCUGUCUCUUUUAAGCCACCCCUCCCCCACAAAUUUGUUCCUAAAAAAGCCCCUGGGGGACUUGAAGGAGGAUUUAUAGCACAUCCCAAUUUGAGUCUCACGGAAUUCUCGUAUUUUUUUUUUUCUUUUUUUACAAAAUAUACAUGUAGGUUGGAGGGAUGAUAUUGGUUGUUCAGAAUUCUAAAGAGUUGGAUGUGCAGCGUAAAUUGUUUCUAGAAAGUAUGAGUUUGGCUGCGAGCAUUGUGAAACCAAGGACUUCAAGCCACCAGGCCAUUGCAGAAACUCUUGAUGAGUUACAGGUUUGUGCUCAACUAUUGAUUAAUUAAUGAAUUUAUUUAUUUAUUGUUUUAUUUUUGUGUCAUUUGCACCCUUACCUAUUGGACUGUUUGAUGUCAGACGAUGUGAACACUGGCCAACUGUUUGAAACAUUUCAAAAGUAGGUUGAGUUUGAUCGUCCGGGUGAACGUAGUCCUAAAUAGGACUGUUGUUGUUGACAGUGACUAACGUUUCGACAGCCUGUGCGGUAGUCAUCUUCAGAGUCAAAGUGAUUUGUAUCACGUCAGUUGAUGGUAUUAUACUCUGGUUAUUGAUCUGAUUGUUUAAUUACGUCGCGAUGUUAUUGGUCGUCUGUCAGUUAAGCCGUGAUGUUAUUGGCUAUGAAGACUCGUGAUCAGUAAUUGGUGCGUUUCGAUCCGAUUUUUGUCUGAAACAUGUCACGCAUAAUUUAAGCAAAUCAAGCAAGAUAUUACACACUCAAUUUGGCAAGGAGGCAAGCACUCUUUCUAAACCCUGCUUAACUUUUUCUGAAGCGUUCAUUUGAAAACACAUUUCUAUACUUUACCCAGGAUAUAAAAAGGGUACAAAAUGGUUUAACAAGCAAAAUUCAGCACCCUACCAUAAGGCCACACCUUCAAAAAAACUAAACUAAACCAACCGACAUUGUUGAUAGCGGGUAACACUAGGGGGUUCCGUGAACUGAUAAAUCUGUUGCCCUCCAAGUGCCUCCAUCUAACUGAAGACACUUUUCAGAUUAAAUUGGAAUUUGGCAAUAAGUAUUGGGGAGAAUGAGAAACUGGAGAAAAAAAAAAGGGAGAAAAAGAGCAGGGGAGAAAAAAAAGAGCACACUCAGCCCACGUGUAGCAUUGAUGAGGGACUCUCAGUCUAAACUGGGCCACGUUGGUGGGAGGCGAGUGCGCUGAGAACUGCACUUUCCCAGCUCUCGUCAUUCAAUCUUGCAGUUAUUCACAUCUGACAGCAUGUUAUAGCACUUAUCUUUCAUCUGUCCGUUUCUUUUCAGGAGGCAUGUAUGUCUCUUCGCGAGGGCAUAGUAAGGGCUGUGGAAAGAGUUGAUGAGAACUUGGAUCUUGAUAGUAUGUUUGACAUGGAUGAAGGAGAGAAGGCCAUGGUUUAUCAAACGUACACGGAAACCAUGCAUCUAUGUUACAACUUUGGUUUUGAGGUAAAUUCAGGGAUUACUUGGGGACAGGGACUUUCAUGAGUGAAUUUAAUUGAAACCGUGCAAAAGGGAGAAAUUUCCUUUAGCUUCACGAGAAAGUUUACCCGUAAUUUGUUGUUGAUGUUCUUUGACUGUGGUGUAGAAACCGCCAGCAAGUUUUAUGAAAUUCAACACAUUAUAUAUACACUCCCCACCCUCCCCCCGUCUAUAUUGGAGAAACCUCAAAGUGUCACUCGCCUACCCGGUCUACUUUGGACAAACCAACGUUUCAUACAUUUCCUUACAAAACGUGGCGAACUGUUUACAGGGGAAACAAAAGGUUGGCUCAGCUAGAAGGGUGACCUGGCUAGGCGGUCAACCUUUGUGGUGUUAAGGUCACCUUUUCUCCAUAUAAACAAUUUGGCUCACUCAGUCGGUCAACUCGGUCAAAACGAGACAAUUUUUAUUAGAGCAUGUGCAAGCGCUGUUGGCUUAAGCAAAGGGAUCAAGUUUUUUCUUAUACAAACUCUCGCAUAAGUUGACUCGGCUGGGAGGGGAGGGUGACUCUUCUACCCCACUGGGAUAGGUUUUCUCCAUAAAAACGGGGCCUCAAUCACGCCUUUUCACUUUAGCGAGUCCCGGAUGUAAGUCACGAAGACCGCUGUACACCACACUAAUUUGUAACUUUCAGUAUCAGAAAGAGGUUGCUCGCUUGGUGUUUGGGCAGAGAAAGGAGGAUCUUGGACACAAAAACGACAGUAAACGUUCCGUCACCUACUUCAAACACUACUGUUUCACACUUUCCCCUGCUCCUUGUUCUGGUUCCAUACGUUGCAUAGGGUAGUAUGGUAAGCGGUGAAAUCUUUGCUCUUCCCUUGACCUCCCGAAAUGCGUGCCGCGAUUGUUUCUGGGAUUGUUGCAGGGGACGUGCUAUUCACCUAUUGGCCAAUUUUUUUUCCCUGUCCUCGCUAGUCACAGUCCCAGAAGUCUUGGCGAAAGUUAACUCAGUGAUACUGCUGAGAGUAUUAAAAAUAAUAAAUUAGAACAUCAUGUAGAUGAGAAUAUGUAGAUGUGUAGGUAUGUAGAUGUAGAUGUGAGGAUUAGAUCAUAUUUAAAUGCUAUUUUGCACCUUAUAAAUAAUAAAUUAUUAUAAUUAUUAAGAAACCCAGAGUUCCAAGUGGGAUGCCAACCCACGACCCUCCGUAGCCUAGUCAGAUGCUCUAACCACUUGAGGUGCUGAAGGCUCUGUGGUGAGCAGGGGUAUUUUUGUGGGUUAUGACAUACGAACUGCAUCACACAGUCAAACAACCACACCUUAAUGACUUAACUGCAUCUCGCAGUCAUAUUAAUGAUCAGUAACAACUGAUAAUAGAACCAUGCAUCCAUCCAACCAGCCAUAGUGCUGAUAACGUAAAUAACAAUAAAUUAUGUGGAUGAGAAUCAACCACAAGAAACCCAGAAAAAAAUCUGACUUCCUCAGUGUCAUUAGUGUGGAACGGCCGGGGGGAGGGCGGGAGGGUGAAAACACAGACCUGUGUCUCUCUCGGUAACCGUCUCUAGCCGCGGAGUGCAAUGAGAGUUUUGGAAAAUUGUCGUUUCGCGUGCGAUCCUUUUUACUUGCGUCUAGUUUUGUAUCAUUUCGUGGCUCAUUUCAUUAAAGUUUAGUGUAGUGUAUAUCAUGUACGUGUACUUGGGGCAUCCUUCGGAUGUUCAUUAUUUCAAAUUAUUUUCUGCAUCACGGUAUUUUGUUUACAAACAAACAACUCAGUUUUUCUUUUGAACACUUCACGUUUGUUGUUGUGUUAUUUAUUCAGAUGGGCCAACCAAGGACUUGAUUUCUUGACAGUCGCCUGUGAUCCUAAGACUCUGACAGCUUUGACCGAAUCUGAAUUCCAGGUGAUAAUUUACAUUUCUAUUGUAUUGUUUAAUUUUUUGGUGGGGGAGGGGUGUAGGGGUUCGAGUUGCGAUUAUGCAGGGACUUCCCUGAAUGUUCGUGACAUGUCUAUAUUCGAGUUCAGUAAUUUGUAAUCGAAGAAAGUGAAUACGAUCUUCGUAGCUAAUUGAACAACCCAAGAGGUUAUCACAUCCAGACCUUUGCGAUUACCAGACGCAACGCUUUAUCUAAUUGAGCUAAAUCAAACCAACUGGAGAACAGGCCACGUCAGUACAUGGCAAUAGUUUUGGAAAUACCUUCGUUGAUUGGUCAGAUGAACAACUGUACAGACAAAAUUACCAGAGCCUUUUGCUCAUCCUUACUACAGUCGAACCUCCAUCUGCGGUCACCUCCCCUAAGCGAUCUCCUCUCCAAAAAGCCAAGAUUUUCCCAAUCCAAACCUUACAGCUGGAACCUAUCGUAAACGACCUGUAAGCUACCGCGACCACUUUUCGGAGAUGACGGUUUAAUAAUUUAACCCGUUGUAAGGGACCACGUCACGCAUGAUCUGAUCUCUAUGUUCUUCCAAGCUACUGUGUUUCUUAGGGUAUACGAAGAACGUUUAACUACAACAUGGAAUUACACAUAUCUUAACUUAGAAAUUGCUUGCAAUAAAUUGUCUACUGUAAAACAGAUGCUGGUCUCCGGACCUCUUCUUGGAAGUUACUCCCUGUGGUUCUAUUCUUGUAAACUACCACCUUCCAUAAGCGACAAGUGAGUCAUGGCAUUUUGGGUGGUCGCUUUAUACGGAACUGUAAAUGAUCAUGAUCAAACUGAUUGCUUUUUUCUUAUUUAAAUUUAUUACUUCAAUUUUUCUUAACAGGAGUUAAAGAAACAGAUUAACACUUGCAUCGGUCACGUGAUCGGUAGUGCGGAGUCCUGUAGUGGAGCAAACAGUCCAGGUAUUAAACAAGUUGUCAACAACAUAAUGUCUUCUUUCUUCCUAUUAUUCAUUUUUUUUCUCUCGCCUAUUCUCUCUCUUCAGAUAUUCUGUUAACAUGUCUGAGAAUUUUAUUGUUAUUUCGAGUUCUUAAACUUUCUUAUGUUUAGCGAGUUAAAGUCAAAGGUGCCUUUACCAACUUAACUGUAGGAGUUUCACAGCUCCAAAAAUAAAUAAUUUCUACUGUAGUGAUUUAAUUUGAACGGACUAUAAUUUAUAACCCCUUUUUAGAAUUGUUACUUUAAAAAGCAGAUAAAUUUAGUUGAUUUUAAAUUCAAUCUUCAAAUAAAACCUUUUCAAGCAAAAUAAUUUGUUGCUGUCCAAUUAUGACUUCAGUUGUUUGGGAAAUGCCAUCGAAGAAAGUAUCAGUGAUAUACAGUUAAAACUUGCGAGCCUGGUUUUUAAGAACUUGUUAGGCUAAAAUUUGCCAGUUAGACCCCCUCUAUACAAGAACCCUUUUAGCCUAAAAUUUUAAACAGGUUCAUAUUUUCUAAAAUCUAUUUAAAACAAUUCAGGCUGUACACUUAAGCAAAUAAGAUAACUCAAGAUUCAGGAUCUCUUUGGAGAGAUAGGUGCCUUAUCACUCCAACUGCAGUUGUAAUGGUAUACAGGUUUUACCUAAUGAAUGAGCUGAAUACAUAUGCCACUUAAUACUCUUAGCUACGAUGUUUCUUUUUUUAUUAUUUUUUUCUAGAAGUUAAAAACCUAUUCAAAAACCUAAAAAGCGUAAAUUUGUGCUAAUUACCACUUGUGUAAGAACCUAUUCAGGCUAACUUGCAAAAAAUCCAGGUUCUAAGUCGCGGAUUUUUACUGUGUAUGCUGUGCUUCGAGUUCCCACUCAGUGAACUGAUUCGACGUGACGUAGACGUGACGUGAUUCGACGUUCUAUUUUGUUAGGCUACCGGUCUCAGAGCCCUGCUUGUCCAUCUCCGGUCUUUGGGAGAAAUCCUUCAUCGUCAUCCUCAUCCUCAUCAUCAUCAGCGCUCUUGAGGGCAGUUUCAUGGCCGGGAGGAAAGACACCAAAAUCCCCAGGGGACCAGGGUGAGGGAGAUGAUGGUCAAGCUACAAGACGACAGCUUUCAGACCCUCCUCACAGCAAACAACAGUUUCAGAGUUUAGCAACUGAUGUUAAAAACACAAGUAAGUAUCACAAAGCAGCAUCCAAAAACACAGGAAUUAAAUUUGUGCGUCAGUGAUGCCCAAAGCGAAUUAAUGGAAUGGUUUCGUACCCAAAACAAAGCAAUAGUUUUGGUCAAUCACGAGUGAAACGAAUAGUAAAAUAAACCAAUCAAAACUUGAAUCAUACUCGUGUACCCGGCGCCAAGCGCGGGAAAUGCCCUAACCAAUCGACGUUUUGUCAAUGAUGUUGUGUUUUGCUUUUGAUGUCUUUGAUUGGUUAAGAAAAUGACGUAGGGUUUCUUAACCAGUCACAAAGCUUGGCAAUGCGAAAUCAAAGUAUUACGAAAUUAUCACGAAAAUUAGUAGCCUUGGAAUACUCGUUGCAUAAAAUGGGAAGAAUAGAAACUCGUUGAGGAAUAAAGCUUCUCUUGGAGAAGGUAAAUAAAUCGUUCAUCUUUCUGUAGGCAACAAUGAAGAGGACGAUAGCGGCGAUGACGAAGGAAAGGAGACUCCAAAACACAAAGACAGUUACGUGGAAACUCCUGGCGCUCCACGGUUGGACAAAGUGCGUCACGCGCUAAAGAAGAUGGAGACUAAGAGGAAUGAGUUCUUGUUUGAAAAGCAUGCUAUCGGUCGUGUAAGUAACAGACGACGGGAUAUAGUCAAGGAACUGGCGAGUAUUUCCAACAGGAAGGUACCAUUCAAGUGGCAACGGGGAAACAAGAUAGGUAAGAUAGAGAUUUUGUCAGUUAUACAUUUCCAGUGGCAUUCGACGCGCAUUCAUCAUUUCUGCUCAGCAGUUGUAAGAGAGAUUUGGAGACAGAUCGGCAAGAGGGACGAGCUCCCAAUAGCAAGGUGUCCAGCCUCGUCCUCAGGCCAGUUCGCACUAUCCGUGUGAGCGGAGGAGGCUUGGAACCGAGCGUGAUAGUGACAAGCUUGCCAAGUGACGUCACAUCCUGACGUUACGUCCAAAAUCGCCGAGGACGACUGGGAACGAGUCUGCAAUGUGUCAACAUUGGCAAAAAUUUCUGAUAAUAACUGCAGGUCUAAGCUUGAGUUUUCAGUUAUCUUUAGCUGUUGUUUUAAACCUUGACUUAAAAGUUUUUCUAGCGACUUUAAACCGGUUUUCCUCAAUUUUUGAGAUUCAAAGCAAGUUAUUCGUUUCGUCAGCACUAGCUGGUGUUAACCGUCCGUCAUUCUUGUUACAGGUGAAGGUCAGUUUGGUAAAGUGUACGCUUGUGUAAAUUUGGACACAGGAGAGCUCAUGGCUGUUAAACAGGUAUGUUGGCCAUGAGGCGGACGAUGCCACGUUUUUAAUUAUCCAGGGGAAAUGUAGAUCCUAGCAAUGACUAACAGAAAUGAAAGGAAAGAUAGUGGAUUUUUCACUGCAGCACCCCUUUCCGCGAUCCACUUUUUCCCUUUUGGUCAUUACCCUACAAAAAAUAUCUUAAAUAUGUUCAUCUUCCCUGGUUUCAAGUGCUACCACUUUCAAAUAGCUGCUCUUUGUAAGGAUCUUAAUUAAUUUUUUCUUUUUGUGUGUGUGUGGUUUUUUUUUUCUUUUUUCGUUCAGAUCAAGUUUCAGCCAAAUGAUCAUGGUGAAAUAAGAGAUCUGGCCGAUGAGAUAAAAAACUUUGAAGGCAUUAGACAUGAAAGUCUGGUUAAAUACUACGGAGUUGAGUUACACAGGGUAAGACUCUUACGUUUAAGCUUUGACUCGCAGAAAAGUUGUGCUUUUAAGCUUCCGUUUGAAUGGUUGUAGUUAAGGUUUUCAUUCACAGUCUCAUAAGUAAGCGUCACGUUGAAAAAUGAGUUCCACAACAAAGUGCUUCUAAGUAAAUGUGUUUUUGAAUGGCCAUACUUUAAGAAACCUUGGGUACAAGAGGUUUUUUCUCGCUUGCGACGAGGAGCUUCGUCGGUCUCAGGCCGACACGUCGUCGGCUGAAGGCCGAAGACACGAGUCACCUUUCAAGACUUAACCGAAACGGGAAACCUCGCAUAAAAAGCCUCUGGCACCCAGGGUAACUUGCGGAUUUCAACCCGGAUGAAAUCCUAAAGUAUGACCAUUAUACACCUUAAUAAACAGUACCAAAGGAAAGUACUGUUCAGUUGCUUCCAGGGACUCAAAAGUUAGAUCUACUAUGUACAGGUUAUAUGCAUGUACAGUACCACAGUAGAGUUUAUCCACAAUUUCAGGAGUGUCCGACUUAGUAGCUUCUAUGCACAUAGUCCAGCAUUUAACCCUUUAAGCCCCAAGAUCCACAUACAAAUUCUCCACAAUGAUCUUCAUACAUUUCUUUUAAGAAUAGUUGAGAGAAUUUGGUCUGAGAUCAAAGCGUUCUCCGUUUGGUGAUAUAAUUUAGUAAUUCUCAUUACCUUUACUCUUGGUGAUCUACUGAUGUUGUUAGGAGAAAGUUGAUGUUAGUAACUCUUGGGACCAAAAGGGUUACGAAUGACACCAACAAAGAAUUUACCUUAUAAACUAAGCCGUGAAAAUGCUUAAUUCUUGAAUUUCCCAACCGCGACACAGCACUACAGUUUCUUUAGAAACUAACCUUCUUAUCAAUUUCGCAUUGUUUGUGUUUAGGAUGAGAUGUUCAUAUUCAUGGAAUACUGCGCAGAUGGUACCAUUUCAGAUGUGGCCAAGCUUGGUCUUCCAGAAUCAAUGAUCAGAGUGUACACGUACCAGAUACUUGUCGCUGUUAGUGUGCUGCAUGAGAAGGGCAUUGUUCAUAGAGAUGUCAAAG
Molecule: messenger RNA, 20335 nt
Organism: Porites evermanni
Lineage: Eukaryota; Metazoa; Cnidaria; Anthozoa; Scleractinia; Poritidae
Source: the annotation of a GenBank genome assembly